Molecule: messenger RNA, 648 nt
Organism: Prorocentrum cordatum
Lineage: Eukaryota; Dinophyceae; Prorocentrales; Prorocentraceae
Source: the annotation of a GenBank genome assembly
AUGACUGGGACCAGCAGCAGCACGCGCAGCACCAUCAGUGCCACCACCAGCACCACUGUGACUAGCACCACUGGCACCAGCAGCAACACUGUCAGCAGCACCAGUGCCACCAGCAGCACUACUGUGACCAGCACGAGCGCAACCAGCAGCACCACAGUGAGCCCCACGACCGGGACCAGCAGCACCACACGUAGCAGUACCAGCGCAACCAGCAGCACUACUGUGACCAGCACGACAGGGACCAGCAGCACCACUGUCAGCAGCACCAGUGCAACCAGCAGCACCACUGUGACCAGCACGACUGGCACCAGCAGCGCCACUGUCAUCAGCACCAGUGCCACCAGCAGCACAACUGUGACCAGCACGAGCGCAACCAGCAGCACCACUGUGACCAGCAUGACUGGGACCAGCAGCAGCACGCGCAGCACCAUCAGCGCCACCAGCAGCACCACUGUGACCAGCACGUGCCACCAGCAGCACCACUGUGACCAGCACGAGCGGAACCAGCAGCACCACUGUGACGACAGGCAGCUCGAUUUCGGGGACGUCCACGACCACCGCCACUUCCACGUCGACGCGUACCUCGGCCUCUGGUACAUCCACCAUAACGGCGACAGUCUCCAGGACAUCCACAACUACUGCUACUGA